AUGUCUCAACAAAAUAAAAAAAGAAAACCUAAAUAUCAAAAAAUUUCUUUACAAAUAAAAAACCAAAUUAUAGAUAAUGUUAAUAAUAAAGGUUUACCAAUUCGAGAGGUUGCAGCUAAUUUUCAAUUAGCAGCUUCAACUGUACAAAAAAAUCGAAUUGCUCCCAAAUCGCGAGGUGGUAACAAAAGAUCUAUUUUAAAUGAACAACUUAAAGAAUUUUUAGAAGCUGUGAUUGAAGAAGAACUAUGGAUUUCUAUUUCAGAUCUAGCACAAAAAUUAGUAGAUCAAUUUCCGAAUAUUCAGUCGCAGAGCCACUUAACAAUGGGUGGGCAGGAAUGGCCGAUAGAGCCAGCCUUCACUAAGGCGAGCGAUAUUGUACCAGACAGCCAUAAUACUCUUAAAACAAUUCAACAAAGGAAAGAAUAUAUACAAAAGAUCUAUAAUGAAAAUAUUAACAUUUAUAGAGAUAUGGUCAAUAUUGAUGAAACUGGCUUUAAUUUACAUUUUUCAAAAUCAAGGGGUCAUGCACGCUGUGGUCGGCCUGCUAUUCAUAAAGUCGUAAGUAACAGAGUGAAAAAUAUCUCUGUUAUUGCUGCAAUUAAUGAGAAUGGGAUUUUGCAUUAUAAGUCUAUUUUAGGUUCAGUAAAUUCAGAAAUUUUUGCCACCUUUAUUGAUAAACUUCUUAGAAUUAUUCCAAAUAGGAAAUUUUUAGUAAUGGAUAAUAUUUGUUUUCAUAAAUCAGAUAUAGUUAAAGAAAUUGUUGAAGAUACUACAUACCAAAUUUUAUAUCUACCACCUUAUUCACCUUUUUUAAAUAUGAUUGAAAAUUGUUUUUCAAAAAUUAAAGAUUCCGUUGCUAAAAAUUAUUUAAAAGAUCAAGAAACAAUUUUAAGUAGAAUGAACAAUGCAUUUAAUAUUGUUAUGAAUGAAGAUUGUGAAGAAUGGAUAAG
Molecule: messenger RNA, 950 nt
Organism: Cetraspora pellucida
Lineage: Eukaryota; Fungi; Glomeromycota; Glomeromycetes; Diversisporales; Gigasporaceae
Source: the annotation of a GenBank genome assembly